GUAACCCCACCCCUUCAUUCCGACUACCACCUCCUCAUUUAUUUCCACCCGCGAGGGGCAGAGUUUCUCUCUCGCUGCCUCUUUUCCUCCGGGCCCGUUGCCUUGCGGAGGGUCUGCAAACAUGGCUACGAGGCAGCAGCUGGCUUUAUUUAGUGUCUCAGAUAAAACCGGCCUGGUGGACUUUGCAAAAUGUCUGGAUUCUUUGGGUUUGGCUUUGGUUGCCUCUGGAGGAACAGCAAAAGCCCUUCGGGUUGCAGGUCUGAAUGUCAGAGAUGUUUCUGAUCUUACUGGCUUUCCAGAAAUGCUGGGAGGACGUGUGAAAACUCUUCAUCCUGCAGUGCAUGCAGGCAUCCUGGCUCGUGACAUUCCACAAGAUAAAGCUGACAUGGAAAAAUUGGAUUUCAGCCUUGUAAGAGUUGUAGUUUGCAAUCUCUACCCAUUUGUCAAAACAGUGGCCUCCCCAAAUGUAACUAUCCAAGAAGCUGUUGAACAGAUUGACAUUGGAGGUGUUGCUUUACUGAGAGCUGCAGCAAAAAAUCAUGCCCGUGUGACUGUUGUUUGUGAUCCUGGGGAUUAUACUAAUGUAGCAAAGGAAAUGAAAAACUUCCCUGAUAAAGAUACCAGUUUGGAAACUCGACGUCAGUUGGCUUUGAAGGCCUUUACUCACACUGCUCAAUACGAUAUGGCAAUUUCUGACUACUUUAGGAAAGAGUACAGCAAAGGAGUAUCUCAGCUUCCGCUGAGAUACGGCAUGAAUCCCCAUCAGACUCCUGCUCAGCUCUAUACUUUGAGGCCUCAACUUCCCCUCUCAGUUCUGAAUGGUUCCCCGGGGUUCAUAAACCUGUGUGAUGCUCUGAAUGCCUGGCAGUUGGUCAGGGAGCUGAAGCAAGCCUUGGGCAUCCCUGCCGCCACUUCCUUCAAGCAUGUCAGUCCAGCAGGUGCUGCUGUGGGUGUGCCCCUCACCGAGGAGGAAGCUGAAGUCUGCAUGGUGCGUGACUUGUACCCCACUCUAACACCCUUGGCAGCUGCAUAUGCCAGAGCAAGAGGUGCUGAUAGGAUGUCGUCUUUUGGGGACUUCAUUGCUUUGUCUGAUAUCUGUGAUGUCCCUACAGCGAAGAUCAUUUCCAGGGAGGUGUCUGAUGGGAUUGUGGCUCCAGGCUUUGAAGAAGAAGCCCUCAAAAUUCUAUCCAAAAAGAAAAAUGGCAGCUACUGUGUACUCCAGAUGGAUCCAACUUACAAGCCGGAGGAAAAUGAAAUCCGCACUCUCUUUGGAUUGCAUCUAAUGCAGAAGAGGAAUGAUGGUGUGAUUGAUCGAUCACUAUUCAAAAACAUUGUAACCAAAAAUAAAAAUUUGCCUGACCCAGCUAUCAGAGAUCUGAUUGUUGCUACCAUUGCUGUUAAAUAUACUCAGUCUAAUUCAGUUUGUUAUGCCAAGAAUGGACAGGUGAUUGGCAUUGGGGCAGGGCAGCAGUCCCGUAUCCACUGUACCCGCCUGGCUGGAGACAAGGCAAACUACUGGUGGCUCAGACAUCACCCACGAGUGCUCUCCAUGAAGUUCAAAGCUGGAGUGAAAAGAGCAGAGAUCUCCAAUGCUAUUGAUCAAUAUGUUACUGGGACCAUUGGUGAGGGUGAAGAUUUUGCCAAGUGGAAGGCACAAUUUGAGGAAGUCCCCAGUUUGCUUACUGAAGCAGAAAAAAGGGCCUGGAUUGGAAAAUUAAAUGGAGUCUCACUAAGCUCUGAUGCAUUUUUCCCUUUUAGGGAUAAUGUAGAUAGAGCAAAUCAGAGUGGAGUCCAGUUCAUUGUUUCCCCAUCUGGUUCUGCUGCUGACCAAGUUGUGAUUGAAGCCUGUGAUGAACUGGGAAUAAUUCUUAUUCAUACUAACCUUCGCCUCUUUCACCACUGAUGUUUAAUAAUCAGUAUUUGAAAGUAUAUUCUUUAUGAAAUCUGCAUAUAAUGCCAAAAUCUACAUAUAACACAUUGAAAGUAUUAAAGUAAGAUAGAAAGUUCUGAAAACUUCCUUGAAAAAUAAAAGUGCAAAACUAUCAAUUGUGUCUGAACUCUUAGAACUCAGGGUACGGAUGUAGCUUCUAUCAGCAUGCAAAAUCAAUCACUUACUGCUUUUAUCAUGCUCAGCUAAGCAUUGUACACACUGGAAAUUUGUACUUUUAAAUUAGUGAACCCAAUUGAGUUCAUUAAAAGUAGAAUUACAGCUUCUCCUGAAAUUGAUCCCAUGCAGAUAGAAACAUGUUUAUGAUGACUUCUGUUAGAGUAGAAUGCUUUUAGCAGGGUGGGUAACAAUCCUGCAGAGAAAGCAGCAUAAGGACCCAGCUAUCAGAGAUCUGGUAGUUGCCACCAUUGCUGUUAAAUAUACUCAGGCUAAUUCCGUCUCCAGAAAUUAGAGCAGCAUAAUGAAUGGGGAAGGAAGAUGUUGGCAUCACGAGUAGUAUAUGUAGAUGUAUCCAUCUCAUGCUGAAAAAACUGCAGGGACUUGUCAAGCUGUCUCCAGGAGUGAAGACUGAUCUGAAGGCCCACAAAACCCCCUCUCAUUAAGUGAAGCUGUAUGAUGGAAGCCUUUUAGCAUAUUCUGUCAGCAUACAAAGUUGGUAUAUGAACAGUGAAGAGCAUCAUUUUUAGCUCAUCCGUUCCUGCAAUCCCAUCUCUGCAAUUUCUAGUUUUCCAUAAUAUAUGCACAUCUCUUAUAAAUCUCAAGGCUCGCUCUGAAAUGUCUUCAUUCUUUCUAACAUAGACAAUAAUAGGUUGCAAGAUGAACAUGAAUGGUACCAAUUGUUAAAUGAAUAAAUGCAUUUUAAAGUGA
Molecule: messenger RNA, 2815 nt
Organism: Candoia aspera
Lineage: Eukaryota; Metazoa; Chordata; Lepidosauria; Squamata; Candoiidae
Gene: ATIC
Product: 5-aminoimidazole-4-carboxamide ribonucleotide formyltransferase/IMP cyclohydrolase
Exons: 16
Coding region: 122-1903 (593 amino acids)
Biological process (GO): 'de novo' IMP biosynthetic process
Cellular component (GO): cytosol
Molecular function (GO): phosphoribosylaminoimidazolecarboxamide formyltransferase activity; IMP cyclohydrolase activity
Source: RefSeq, a predicted model, not a curated record